CUUAUACUAUUGAAGCAUCACAAAUUAAUUCUAUUGAAACAAAUUCAAUGCCUGGUUCUCUUGCUAGUACUUUGAUUGAGGAGGAAGUAGUUGAACCACAAUCACUUGAAAUACAAGAGGAUUCUGAUGGCAUAUCACUCAAGCCUUUUCCAGACAGUGACAAACAUUCGUUGGAGUUGGCAAAAAAUGGAAAAACAAAUACAAAAGGCAAUAUUAUAACUGGAGAUGAAAGAAAAUGGCGCAGAGUCCCAUAUUUAUCUUCAUAUGUGCCAUUCGGACAGGUAGAUAUUAUCAGAGAUAAUUCUUUUCUACUAGUGUUCUUUUGCUGUAACUAAGGAUGAAGUUUUAUUUUUAUUUUUUACUUGGGCAUGUUAAUGUGAGGGGUUUGUUAUUUAAGCGGUCCAUAAUCUUCUUAUGUUUGUUUUUAUUGCUUUCUUGGCUUGGUUAUUCAUGUGAUUUUUCCCGCCAUUGCUCUAUCUUUUCAAUGAUUGGUGUGAAAGUAGUGUUUCUGUGUCUCAUUUACUUUGAAAAAGUAGGAAGUAGCUGUAAGUUCCUACUUUUGAAUUAUUGGUCUUUAUAUAAUAUGUAAAUCUUCAUCCUGUAGCCUAUAUAUACUAGCAAAAAGCUAGGAAGCAUGAGUUUAUAUGCAUGAUUAAAGGGGAAGCCUGAAGGCUUAUGUUAGAAUGGAGGGAGGGAAGAUCAAAGGAUAAGCUUUAAUUUCUGUUUACAUGUCAAAAGAUAAGGUCAAGCAGCAUGACUAAUUGUCCUGUUAACUUCUUUUUCUCAUGAUCAGGUGAAUAUGUUAAUAUGGUUAAAUUUUUUGACCCUGAUCUUAGGUAUGAUGCAGCAAAAGGUUAGUGUUCCUUGUUUUAGAUUCUUGUGAGAAUUGAAAAAUGCAUUUUGAUUUAAUCUUUUAUUUGGUGUGAUUGGCAGUCUUGGAAGUUUAAUAAUUAUAUUUUUUUAGUCCCACCAAAUAUAAUACUGAUCUGUGGCGAUUCAGGGUUUUGGUAGGGGCUGAGGAGCUUGUUGGAGUUGAAAGUGUAAUUUUGUUGAAUAUGAAGUGUUCUAUUGAAGAUCAGAGAAGAUGUGAAGCUGGUGCUGAGUGCCGAGUUUAAUGUAUUAUCAAAUUGGACUUGUUAAUUUUGGCCGGUUUAAUUGGGCAGAACAGUUUAUGUUUCUUAAAUCCAAUUGAAUUUAAGACCAUUGUGCUUGAUCCUCGUAUGAAGUUCUAGUAUUUUAGAAUUUUGUUACGAAAUGCUUAGUCUUCAACCAUUAUCUUGUCAAGAAAAAAAUCUGACUAUAUUUAAUGUUUAAAUAUCUUCUCUGUAGAGUCAAAUACUUCAUGCUCAAUCUUGUACAAGCCUACCCCAAAAGAUCUAUCACCUUGGUUUGACAUGGAUUUCUACUUUCAACAUGGACAUCCUCCUCCAAAUGAACUGAAAGAACAAUGCAUGUUAAGAAUUGAUCAGUUAUUCCAUGAUCACUUGGAUGGCGUGCAGAUGCAUGAAUUCAAAUUACUUACCAAGGAAGUAUGCAAGCUGCCAUCUUUCUUUUCAACUUCACUUUUCAGAAAGAUUGAAAAUGGAGCUGGUGUUGUGACAAGGUGGCUGGCACUGAGGAUGGUAUUAAGGAGCCAACAUCAACUUUCUCAGCUUGUUUUGGUGCUGCUUUCAUAAUGCUACACC
Molecule: messenger RNA, 1685 nt
Organism: Arachis ipaensis
Lineage: Eukaryota; Viridiplantae; Streptophyta; Magnoliopsida; Fabales; Fabaceae
Product: serine/threonine protein phosphatase 2A regulatory subunit B''beta-like
Biological process (GO): protein dephosphorylation
Cellular component (GO): protein phosphatase type 2A complex
Molecular function (GO): protein phosphatase regulator activity
Source: RefSeq, a predicted model, not a curated record